CUUUUAUUGUGGUGGCAGGCGCUCGAUAUAAAUUGGAAGGAAUACAAUGAAUUCAGGCUCUUCGACAUUUAUAGAACAAGAAAUCGCUUCUAUCCUCGUAGCUAUUGCGUAUGUGCAAGAGCUGCAGUUCACUCGACAGACAAUCACCUCCAGAACUAUGUCCCUCCCUUCUCGCAGCCCCGCGGGCGCCCAGCAAUCCUCAUCUUCCUCGCGCCCAAAAACAGACUACCGUGCUCUGAUCGAGGAGCUCGCCACAGAGGUCGACAAGUUGCGGAAGAAGUAUAUGGAGUUCUCAAAUGUUACAUUCUCAACUGUUACAUGAAUUUGUAAUGCAAGAAGGGCAAAAGUGAAAGGAGGAAGAUUGCCUCUUUUGCAUUACAGAUUUCGGGCGGAUCAUAGUGCUACUUAGCCCUGCGCAAAUUUGUCACGCAGAGCAGCUUGAUCGAGAGGAUCAGGAUGAUGAUGGUGUUUUUGCCUGGCAAAUCCAUGAAACAGUUGAGAACGUAACGCUUCAGAGCCCCAUAAAGUACACAAACCUCCCGACAAAGCAGACAAAAGAGGAACGGCAGAAGCUCGGGCGGCGCGAGCAGCUGCGAGCGUUGAAAAAGGAGGUGGGGAGAAUCGGUGAGGCGUUGGACGCGUUGGACACAGCAGGUGGAGAUGAUCCUACCUCGCGCAGUCCCGGCGGCCGAACACGCACUGGAGGGAGACGUGCUGGUACUCCUGCUCCGGAUGAUGAUGAAGACGACAUUGAUCAUAACUCCACCGCCUGGGUCGACCACGUGGCCGCCUCUGCUUUCGAGAACCGUUACCAGCACGCUUUUUCGCCGAAUAGCAGAAUUGGUAGUCCUUCGCGGAACAAGAAGAGCGGGUCGCCUUCUACCACCGCGCGGGGUGGGGCUCCUCGAGGCCUAUCUACAACUUCAUAUCACAACAAGAUGCCGGCUAUGAGUCGGACCACGCCGAAACAGUUUCUCGACAAAAGUUACAACAACAGAAGCUCUUCCGCAUCCGCAUCACAGCCUUACCCAGUACAACAGCCCUCGACUAAUAUUAACUCCGGUCUAUCCAACGUGCUCUCGAUUUCCCGGCAGACACAACAACUCCAACAGCAGAUAGCGUAUCAAAUGUAAAAAUGUCUGGGUCUGGAUUCUGAGACUUGUCAUGCUAAUCUGGCAUGACUCUGAACUCUGUAUUGCGUGGCCGCAAAGAGCUCCUCCUCCCUGUCAUGCAAAAACGCAGUUUCUGAUGCGGAAUACGCAACUCAGAACCAUGAAAAAAACUUGUCAUGCUUGGCGGCGCAUUACAGUGAGGUCACUAUUCCCUUUCUUGCAUCACAAGUUUCCAGACCCAGACAUAUUUGCAAUGGAUAUCGCGGCGCAGCAGAACGAGAUCGACAGAAUGAAGAACGACAUCACGCCGCACUUCCGGGAUUUGGUACAACGGGACGAGCUGUACUUGAAGAAACUAACCGCGAGCCAGAAAUCCCUGCACGAGAAACUCGAGAACCUGAUGCAGUUGAAGCAGCCCAGCACCGGAUUUAGCUUGGAAGAGCAUUACGAACGGCGAAAAGAGCUGGAAAGUUUGGGAGGAAGUUUUGGCAGCAGCUCGGUUGGAGGAGGUCCAGGGGAAUCGUAUUUUUACGGGCAGGGUGGACGAGGGGGCGGCGGGUAUUUGAUAUUUUCUCCUGUCGCUGUAUAACGGAUUGUCUUGGAGUGUUUACUUAGGUUUCUGAUUAAGUACCAAUGACAAGUUUUCUCGACACGAAAAUUCAGGUGGUCGUCAUCGUCGCCCGACUACACUGUCCGUGGUGACCCGGGACUGCGGGGAAAGAACAAACCGGUGUGGCUGCAGUAGCGUUUUGCGGUUUCUCAAGCAUAACGACUGGUAGCUAGCAACAGCGUGAACCUGAAUGAUGUAGUGUCCGUUUCAGUUUCUGACGAUGACGCCACGAUGUUUCAUUGAAAAGCUUCCAAGAAAGCCGAAAGUUUUGAAUCUCUCGAGGAUGUGGAUCAUCUUCGAAAACUCGCAUGUACAAUUUCCAGUGUUGCACAAAACAAGUCAAUAUCCCC
This is a messenger RNA of Amoebophrya sp. A120, 2072 nucleotides long. The record is from the annotation of a GenBank genome assembly. NCBI's taxonomy places the organism in Eukaryota, Dinophyceae, Syndiniales, Amoebophryaceae.